Triticum urartu is the source of this 1193-nucleotide messenger RNA. RefSeq lists its product as uncharacterized. Gene Ontology annotation, molecular function: zinc ion binding. Lineage: Eukaryota; Viridiplantae; Streptophyta; Magnoliopsida; Poales; Poaceae. The record is from RefSeq and is a predicted model, not a curated record.
UAGCAAGGAAGUUGGUUGUGUUGAUUCUUCCCCACAUAAUUAAGAAGUUGAAUGCAAAGACUAGAGAAUUAAACUUGGAGGUGGUAGAAAGCUCAGAAGAAGUCGCUGAAGUGACAGCAUUGGGAGGCAGCGGCUUUAGGUUUGUGGUCAACUUGCUUGACAGGACAUGUUCUUGUAGACAAUGGCAAGUUUCUGGCCUUCCUUGCAAGCAUGGUCUAGCAUUUAUCACAUCUCUUAUCAAUGCACACAUACAGAAUUAUGUGGACUUGUAUUACUCCAUUGACAAAUUUAGGGAAGCCUAUGACCAACUAAUUCCUGCCAUGGUUGACAAGAACCAAUGGCCUAAAUCUGACCAUGGAUUCUUCAUGUUUCCACCACUACUAAAAUCCACGGCGGGUAGGCAUAAAACUGAGAGGUAUAAAGGCUGCAGUGAGAAGAAAAGAAAAAGCGGCCAACACUUAUGCCCUAUUUGUAAGGACUAUGGGCAUCAUUGGCAUAAAUGCAAGAAGGGUAACCCAGAUGACAUUGCUGCUAUUUUAGCUGUGAGAGGACCACCAAAGAAGAGGGCAAAGACCACCAAAGCAUCAAUUGUGCCUUGCGAGGAUGAUGCUCCAGCAGCCUCUAUGUGCUUUCCGCCAAGCCAAAGCUUGGAACCUACAACUACGAAAAAGAGAAAACAUGAUAACUCAAUUACUGGAGCAUCAAAAAGCCAAAUGUUGGAGAAAACAACUAAGGAAAAAGGGAAAGGGAGUAAAUCUGGAUCCAGAGUAGCAAAAAGAUCAACAACUCAGCCCAUUUGUGUGGCCAACAAGAAAGCAUCUGUUGCUUUGAAAUUACAUGCCAAAAGAAAAGGCAAAGAGGUUGCUGAUAAGUUGCCACACCUUCCUAUGGUGCCACAUGAUAGCCCUGCAAUGGGCACACGUAGCAAAAAAAUGAAUCCUGCCAGCCCUGCAAUGAGCACACGAAGCAAAAGGAGGCUUAGCUUGUGAUUCUCAUUGGAUCCCUUUCCAUAUCAUGGUUCAUUUGGGAAACUUUUGAGCUGUUUAUGUAAUAUAUAUGUGAACCUGGGCUUUUGUAAGUGCUACAUGUGACCUUCAUGUGUUGUAUUUGACAUGAUGUGAACCUGGACUAUUAUAUGUGAACUCUAUGUGAACCUGAAUGUGUGUAGAGGACUAAAUAUGUGGACUAUUUCC